Trichomonas vaginalis G3 is the source of this 811-nucleotide messenger RNA. RefSeq lists its product as uncharacterized. The annotation marks the transcript as partial. The record is from RefSeq and is a predicted model, not a curated record. NCBI's taxonomy places the organism in Eukaryota, Parabasalia, Trichomonadida, Trichomonadidae. The transcript has a single exon.
AUGUACGCCGCUCAGAAUAUAACGCCAACAGUUUUGGAUGCUAUGAAUGGAAAUGUUUCCGAAUGGUAUAACGAAUGCGACAAUGCCAUUAGAAGGUCAGAAAUAGUUCCUGGAACUUACGAAUAUACAACUGCUGUUUCUUAUGGAAACGUAGGUGAGUUUGGAGAAGGUUCUUCAACAACAGUAGAUAUUGCUUGCGACAGGUUUCAUAUAAUUUCUAUUGACAACUCUUUCUUAUACGUGGAACAAGACAUUGAAAUAAAACCUUCUGCCAAGUUGUCUGACAAGAAAGGUUGCAAUGGAAUUUUCUAUGUCGGAUACCAAUAUGCUCCAGAAGUUUUCAUGGGAUAUAAGAUAUAUUCUAACUCUGACUUAGUUCAAACAGUAACAUGGGCAAACUAUGAAUGGUUCGCUUUGAGAAACUCAGUACAACCACAAGCUAGAGAACAAACAGACCAGUAUGCAACUAUUGAGAAAAUAAGAAGACUUGACCCUAACGUUCCAGGAGUUUAUGUUAACCUUUCUGGACAAACUGCAGCAGCAGUAACCAAAGUAAAACUGAAACUUAGAGUUCCUUUGUCAUCUUUCCUCAUCUUCAGGUUUUUAAGAUACUUGCCAAACUGGGCAGGAAAAAUUUCUAUCGAACUUACUCCAAGCAAAAAUAACUUAGUCAUUGCACCAACACAAGACCCAUUCACUCUUACAGAAGUAGUGGGAACAAAUAAAAUGUCAUUCGCCGACUUUUGCAAAAACAAAGUUGACUUAGACUUUGGUUUCUCAAACCUCAACACUGAAGUAAACUAUUAUUUCA